Molecule: messenger RNA, 1563 nt
Organism: Didymodactylos carnosus
Lineage: Eukaryota; Metazoa; Rotifera; Eurotatoria; Philodinida; Philodinidae
Source: the annotation of a GenBank genome assembly
AUGAUUCAAUCACCUUCAACAGAACAGCUUAUCAAUGCUGAUUCGCCAUUUGACAGAGUUGAGAACUUAUCUGAAAUUGAUGUUGAUAUCGGCUACAAUAGACGGAAUAACACGAAUGAGCGUUUAACAAUCAAUCAUCUAUUCGCCGUAUUGACAGCUGUAACGGGUACAGCAUUUCAUUUUGGAUAUGCCAGUGGUGUAAUGAAUAAUCCACAAGGAGUAAUAACGCAAUUUAUUUCUGAAUCUUAUGUGAAACAUCACAAUAAUCAAACAUUGUCUCCAAAUACAGUAACAUGGAUAUUUUCAUUCUCUGUAUCAGUAUUUGCACUUGGUGGAAUGAUUGGAGGAAUUUGUAGCGCAUUUAUCACUGAUAGAUUUGGAAGAAAAGGUGGAAUGUUUUUAAACAAUAUAGUUUCUAUUAUAGCAGCUAUUUUCAUGUUCAUAUCGAAAAUAAUCGGAUACUAUGAAGUUUUAAUUAUUGGAAGACUCUUAAUUGGAGUGAGUUGUGGUUAUGGAUCCAGUGUUGCCCCAACAUACAUCAAUGAAAUAACUCCAAGACGAUUACGUGGCACGUUUGGUACAACAUUUCAAUUAGGCGUUGUUGUCAUUUUAUUUUUAUCACAAAUAAUUACCUUAGAACAUAUAUUAGGCGGUUAUAACACAUGGCAUUAUGCACUUGGUUUAACCAUUGUGUUUAGUAUAGCUCAAGUUAUUAUGUUAUGUUUUGUUCCAGAAAGUCCAAAAUAUUUAUUAUUAAUGAAGGGAGAUACUAAUAAAGCAGAAAAAGCUCUCAAGUGGUUACGUCAAAAUAAUAAUAAUGAAAGUGAAAUUAAUGAAAUGCAAUCUGAACAACAAACGGAACGUGUGAAAAUUAUCGAUUUAUUUCGACAAAAACCGUUAGCCUAUGCAUUAUUAAUCACUGUUAUAUUACAAUUAUCUCAACAAUUAUCGGGCAUCAAUGCUAUAUUUUAUUAUUCAAAAUCGAUAUUUCUUAAAGCCAAUUUUAGUACACAUGUGGCCGAUUAUGCAACAUUAGCCUUGGGUGGAACAAAUAUUAUUGUCACAGUUGUUAGUAUAUUUUUAAUUGAUAGACUUGGAAGACGACCAUUACAUUUGUUAGGAUUAACUGGAAUAUUCAUUUCAAGUGUCAUACUUGUUAUAUCAUUGUUGAUGAAAUCAACGGGUUGGUCGUACGUUAGUCUGAUUAGUUCAAUCAUUUUUGUUGUCUUCUUUAGUAUCGGACCAGGAUCAAUUCCAUGGUUAAUUACAGCCGAAUUAUUUUCACAAGCUCCACGUGCUGCCGCGAGUAGUGUGGCCGUAUUGGCUAAUUGGAGUGCAAAUUUUGCAGUCGGUAUUGGAUUCAAACCACUUUUUGAAUAUAUUUUACACGAGUAUACAUUUUUAUUAUUUUCUGGUUUGUUAGUAUUUUUUAUUUUAUUUACAUUUUUUUUCGUUCCUGAAACAAAAGCGAAAACAGUUAAUGAAAUCUAUGAUGAUAUUAAUAAUGGAAAAUUAUGGGAACAAUCAUUAUUCAGAAAUAGAAGAGCCAACAUCGCAUGUUAG